AAAAUUCAGAGUAAAGAAACCUCAAGGGCAGGAUAUUCUGUAGCGGAGCGCCCAAGGCUGGAGGCCUUUUUACUACCAACAUGGUUACUUCCACAUGUGCUGUCCCGGAAGGCUUCACCGAAUUAGAGGUGUUUAGCAUUGGCACCACCUUGCUGGUAGAAGCUUUACUUGGGUUCUGUCUGAAUGGAUUGACAAUCAUCUCUUUCCACCAAAUCAAAGAACUUCGGACUCCUGGUAACUUCCUGGUUUUCAACCUUGCGUUAUCCGACUGUGGGAUCUGCAUCAACGCACUCAUUGCUGCUUUCUCUAGUUUUCUAAGACAUUGGCCCUACGGCUCUGAGGGCUGUCAGAUGCAUGGAUUUCAUGGAUUUUUAAUGUCCCUGACCAGCAUUAGCUCUGCAGCUGCAGUUGCCUGGGACCGGUAUCACCACUACUGCUCCAGAAGUAAACUCCAGUGGAACUCAGUCAUCCCCAUGGUGGUCUUUUUGUGGCUGUUUGCGGCCUUUUGGUCCGCGAUGCCACUUUUGGGGUGGGGCGAAUAUGACUACGAACCCCUCAGAACAUGCUGUACAUUGGACUACACCAAAGGAGACAGAAACUACAUCACAUAUCUUAUUCCUCUGGCCUUUUUCAAUUUUAUGAUUCCGGUUUUCAUCAUGCUGACAGCUUACCAAUCUAUAGAUCACAGGUUCAAGAAAACUGGACAAUACAGGUUUAAUACUGGUUUGCCCGUGAAAUCUUUGGUCAUUUGCUGGGGCCCUUACUCAGUUUUAUGCUUCUAUGCGGCUGUUGAAAAUGUGACUUUCAUUUCACCCAAAAUCCGAAUGAUUCCUGCCGUCAUUGCUAAAAUUUCGCCAGCCGUGAAUGCCCUCAUCUAUGCCUUGGGGAAUGAGAACUACAGAGGGGGCAUCUGGCAGUUCCUCACAGGACAGAAGAUUGACAAAGCCGAAGUGGAUAGCAAAACGAAAUAAUGUGUUAACUU
Molecule: messenger RNA, 982 nt
Organism: Euleptes europaea (tarantolino)
Lineage: Eukaryota; Metazoa; Chordata; Lepidosauria; Squamata; Sphaerodactylidae
Gene: RGR
Product: retinal G protein coupled receptor
Exons: 7
Coding region: 81-971 (296 amino acids)
Biological process (GO): G protein-coupled receptor signaling pathway; phototransduction; visual perception
Cellular component (GO): membrane
Molecular function (GO): G protein-coupled receptor activity
Source: RefSeq, a predicted model, not a curated record